Gasterosteus aculeatus aculeatus (three-spined stickleback) is the source of this 5091-nucleotide messenger RNA. It is a transcript of the gene slitrk2, whose product is annotated as SLIT and NTRK-like family, member 2. Gene Ontology annotation, cellular component: glutamatergic synapse. Lineage: Eukaryota; Metazoa; Chordata; Actinopteri; Perciformes; Gasterosteidae. Gene Ontology annotation, molecular function: protein binding. The record is from RefSeq and is a predicted model, not a curated record. Gene Ontology annotation, biological process: axonogenesis; positive regulation of synapse assembly.
GCCGCACAGUGCUGCUGUCAGUGUGCAGAGUGGAGGAGGGGACCGACGGCAUGCCUCAGCUCCGGGAAUAUAUAUCUCUCCUCAAUCUGUUUCUAUUAAGCGCGCAGUUUUUUCUCCUCCCUUAGUACUUACUGUUCACCUUGAGUUGUGUCAUUUAUUUAGGAAACGGCGAUAAGGAAAGCCAGCUGUGCGUCAUGGUGCGUUUUUGCGCAUAAUUUCUGGAUCUUUAAAAAAGGCUCACGCUGCAAAGUCAAAUGCUGGAUCUAUAUGUCAGUACCCAUUUUUGGCUGUAAAAAUGCUGAGUGGCGUCUUCUUGCUGAGCGUCCUUACGGUCACCAGCCUGUCACCGUUGGAAACAGAGAGCCGUAAAACUUCACCCUCUAAAGAGAUCUGCAAGACCCGCUGCGCCUGUGAGGAACGGGAGAACAUUCUGAAUAUCAAUUGUGAGAAUAAAGGAUUCACCACUGUUGGUCAGUUCCAGGCACCCCCAAAUAAAAUCUCUCAGCUUUUUCUAAAUGGAAACUUCCUGUCACGGCUCAGCGCCAAUGAAUUUGUAAAUUAUGACAAUGUCACCUCACUGCAUCUGGGGAAUAACGGCUUGCAGGAGAUCCGGACCGGCGCUUUCAAUGGACUGCGAUUCCUGAAGCGACUCCACUUGAACAAUAACAACCUGGAGGUGAUUAAAGAGGACACCUUUGCAGGACUGGAGAGUUUGGAGUAUUUACAGGCAGACUAUAAUUAUAUCAGCUCCAUAGAGCCAGGGGCCUUUAGUAAGCUGAAUAAGCUAAAAGUGUUGAUACUAAAUGACAACCUGCUCUUGUCUUUGCCUCCCAACAUAUUCCGCUUUGUGCUCCUCACCCAUUUGGAUUUACGUGGCAACCGACUAAAGAUGCUGCCGUUUGCUGGUGUUUUAGAGCACAUAGGAGGCAUCAUGGAGAUCCAGCUUGAGGAAAACCCCUGGAAUUGCACCUGUGAUCUGAUCCCUCUCAAAUCUUGGUUGGACACUAUUUCUGUCUUUGUGGGGGACAUAGUGUGUGAGACGCCGUUCAGGCUGCACGGUAAAGACAUCACGCAGCUCAUAAAGCAGGAUCUGUGCCCUCGCAGGAAUGCCGGGGAGCGCCUUCACCCCCCCUCCGACUCUCACUUUCAAGGGGCCCUGCUUCCGACCUACCACCCUGCCAUGAUCACCCCCACCCGUGCACCAAAAGCCUCCCGCCCGCCCAAAAUGCGCUACAGGCCCACACCGCGUAUCUCAAAGGACAAACAUGUCUUUGGACCUAUAAUGGUUUACCAGACACGGUCCCCUGUACCCAUGUUAUGUCCCACUGUUUGUGUGUGCACGUCACAAAACCCUGACAGCGGAUUGAACAUCAAUUGCCAAGAACGUAAGUUGCAUAACAUCAGUGAGCUGAACCCCAAGCCUUCCUACCCAAAGAAACUCCACCUGACCGGUAACUACUUACAAGUAAUUUACAGAACUGAUCUUACGGAGUACAGCUCGCUGGAGCUGCUUCAUUUAGGAAAUAACAGGAUAGCAGUGAUUCAGGAAGGUGCAUUUGAGAAUCUAACCAACCUCAGACGGCUCUACCUGAAUGGGAAUUACAUAGAAUCACUUACACAAUCACUCUUUGCUGGCCUGCAGUCACUCCAGUAUCUAUAUUUGGAAUAUAACAUCAUCAAAGACAUUUUACCACAAACAUUUAACUCUCUGCAUAACCUGCAGCUGCUUUUUCUUAACAACAACCUGUUAAGAUCGCUCCCUGACAAUGUUUUUGGGGGCACAAUGCUAACGCGGCUCAACUUGAGGAAUAACCAUUUCUCCUACCUUGCGGUUCGAGGGGUCCUUGACCAGCUUUCAGCAUUUAUCCAGAUUGACCUUCAGGAGAACCCCUGGGACUGCACAUGUGAUAUUGUUGCACUCAAGAACUGGAUGGAACUGUCCAGUACCAGCGUAGUGGUUAAUGAAAUCACAUGUGAUUCGCCCUCUAAACAUGCGGGUCGCCUGUUGCGCUCACUUCGCAAUGAGGCCAUCUGCCCUGAUCCCCGCGAGGUUCCCCCGCCACAAAAGGUACCCCCCACAAAAGCCCCCACAUUAAUAAGCCCUGGCAUCGAAGCCUCCACACCAUCCUCCUCUCCUUAUAGCUCAGUUAACCCUACUGAAUCCCGAAUCCAAACUCCUGAGUUACACCCUGAGGUUCCACUUUCAGUCCUGAUUCUUGGACUUCUUGUUGUUUUCAUCCUGUCGGUCUGCUUUGGGGCAGGCCUCUUUGUUUUUGUCCUGAAACGGCGAAAAGGAGUGGAACAUGUCCCUACUGGUGCUAACAACUUAGAUCUCAACUCGUUUCAAGUGCAAUAUGGCUCCUACACUCCUGAACCAACCCAAGACAAAACCACCAUUUGUAACUACAUCCCCCCACCUGUGGGCUCGAUGUGCCAAAACCCUAUUUACAUGCAGAAGGAUGGCGAACAGAUGACCUAUUACCGCAACCUGAAGGAGCUGAGCUUUGUGCCGCUGGAGACGAAGGAUGUCCUCACCCGCAGCCCAGGGGCCUACACCAUCAGCACAAUGGAUUUUAUCAAUAAAUUGCCAACAUCAUGUGGUUUGAGCACCCCCGAACUUCCUGAGAUGUUGUAUCAAAAUUUAGUAGAGAGGACCCACAAAGAGCUUCCCACGGCUGCAGGUGCCCCUCCAUUCCAUUACAACUUUUGCACUUUACCGAAGAGACCUUGCAUCGUGCCCCCCUAUGAGGCCGCUGCAGCCCGGCGGCACAUCACCAACCAGGACAGGUUAAACCAAACUGUGCUGUACGGGACUUCCAGGAAAUACUACGGGGCUGAACACCCUUCGAAAAACAAUGAGCACCCGCUUCUGCUCCCGGGGAAGCUAAAAACAGAACCAGACUACCUGGAGGUUCUGGAGAAACAGACAGCUAUGAGCCAGCUGUAAGAUGCCCCCUCUUCCAUACCUCCUCCCCCUGAUUCUGUGCACCAUUCAUAAAUAUCACACAGUUACUGUAUUAAUAUCCCUCUAUCUAUCUUAGCUAUCUGUGUUCAGUCCUACAUAAUUAACUGGAGGCGGACAAAGUCCUUUUGUAAUCGCUUCUCUCUCUUCCUUUUCUUCCCUUUCUUUGUUUUUAAGAUGUACAAAAGGAAUAUAAGAAAUAUAUUAAUAUUUAUUAUGCAGUUCAAAUUAUUUCUUUUUCGUUGAAAAAUUAAAUUACAAAAGACUUUGGCAGGUAUACAAUGGACAGGACUGUGUACAAUUUCAGCUUUUCUGCUUUUCAUGAAACUGUAUUUUAUCUUCCCUGUGAAAAUAUGACAUCACCAUUCUUUGUUGAAGAGUACAUGCUACUGAUUCCUGUAAAUACUUAGCAUACAGAGGUAUAUGGAGUGUUAAAAUAUAAAACAUAUAUUUUAAAAAUCCAACAAGCUGCAAAAUUCUCCCAUACCUGCUCAAGAAAGUGCCUUUGCACUAUUUUAUCAAUAAUGCUCUCGGCAAAAUGGAAUCGUUCCUUUUUUUAAAGUGCUGUAUUUUAAAGAAUCAAAUCUAUGUAAAAUAUAAGACUAUACAUUUUUUUUGUUUAAACAAAGUACUUGAGAAUUUAUUUGUAAGUUCAUAAUGGGGAGAAUCAUGUAAUUUUCUUUGAAUAUGAAGUUUCUUUGGGGAUGUACAAAUAUGGAGAAUAUUGUAUGCUAUAAGGAGUAAUACAGUGCGGCAAAAUUGCGCCAUUAAACUUUCACUGAAGCACUUUGUCAACAUCCUGACCUUGAGGUAAUAUUUGUUUACCCUGUGCUGUUGUGUUGGAUUGCUGUGUUCUGCUCUUCAGUGUGUCUGCUUCUGUGUGGGGGGAGCCAGAGAAAAUGAAAAUAGAGUUUGCCUGCAGCUCCUUCUUCGAUGAUUGACAGUUUUUUUUUCUUGGGCUCCUUCUAAGUUUAAGUAAAGCCAUUGUUUCCCUCUUUCUUUCCUUACACAUUAUUUCAAGUUCUUCUCCAACCCCCCCCCACCCCGUCCUGAAAAAAUCCAAUGCAUCCCUUUCAAUAUUUUGGUCAGUAUUUUUUUCGAGAGAAGAUAUCACGAGCCAACAUUUUUAAAUCGCUGCUGCUUCUCUGGCAUUGUGUUCUUCCAGGUAAAACUAUAAAAUUAAGUCUGCAACAUAAACACCAAUGACUGCUAAACACUAUUUUUUAAGGUCAAAAAUAAGUUGCAGACUGCAUAUUCUUUAUAUGUAUGUUUCUGUAUGAAUGGGUAUUUUGUGGGAAAAGCUCUCCCUUUCUUCCACUCUGUUCACCGCACCCCCGUUUUUGUCUCCCUUCUUUCUUUCCAUUUCUUUCCCUGCAUAUUCUAGUCCUCUCUGCAUUUAAAACCUGUCUUCCUCAGUGAUAUGAACAAACUGUGCUACCCACUCUAAUGCUAAUUUUGCUAAUUUUGUUUUCUGUCCUUUAACAUGGGCUCUCAGAAUGGCUUCCGAGUGGCCAUCUCCUCACUCAUUUCCCUUUUGAAUGCCCAGCACCCUCCUGUCUUUUGUCCUUGUGUUUCUUCCUCCCCAACACACUCAUAUACCACUGGAUCUGUGCUGGCUAUUGUGUAGCUGUCCAGGGUGCUGAAACGUUGUCGGCAAUCGGGCAGAAUUCCAGUCUGACAGCUGGGACCAGAAUCCCUACAUGAACCAGAUGAGUGAGUUUACUUUUUUGACAAUUAGAUUGCAAAGGCAUGUGAUCUGUGGUGUAUGUGUGAUGUGGUUAAAGGAAAUUGAAGGAUAGUUAUUGGGACAUUUUGUUGAAAAUCUUCACUCAAAACUAAUGGUCUACGGUUGAGUUUUUAAUGCAUGGAUCUGCUGGUCUUAAUCUUUGCGUUGGUCCCUGUAUGGGUCCAGCAAAGGAAUACAAUUUUUUUGGAACUGUUAAAGGAUCAUUCUGUUCUAUUUCUAAUUCAGCUUUAUUUAUUUUUCUAAUAAUAGUCAUUAUUCAUUAGAUUUAUGACUUCAGUGUACUCAGUUACGAUAAUUGAUAUGAUCAAAGUGAUAAUUGUACAAAAAUGGUGAUGUUGCUUCAUGAAACGUGAGCAAGCAAAUAAAAAAAUAUAUAAAUAAA